UUUUUCUUUUGUUAUGUCUCGUUCGUAGUGGUUUUCUGUUGUGUUCAAUAGUUCGCUCCAACUAGUUUGUACUUAUUUAUCAAUAGGAAUAAAAAAAAAUAUAUUUUCGAAAAAGAAAUUAAACAAAAAAAAAAUUGUAUAAAAAUCGUGUUUUGUGUUAUUAAUUUGUUUUUAAGGGCAUGUGUGUUAAGAUUUUUUUAAUUUAAAAAUUGAUUUUAUUUUGAAGUAAACAAUGGUCUCUUUGGAAUUAAGUAUUUUAACCUUAAAUGUUUGGGGCAUACCUUUUGUCUCUGCGGAUAGAGCGGAGCGUAUGCAACAUAUUGGCAAGGAGUUGGGUAGUGGGAAAUAUGAUAUUGUUUCGCUGCAAGAGGUGUGGACAGAAAAAGAUAGUGCCACCUUGCAGGAGCUAACAAAAGCUGUAUUGCCUUAUGCUCAUUAUUUCUAUAGUGGUGUGAUUGGUGCUGGCUUAUUGGUUUUAUCAAAAUAUCCCAUUGUUACUAGUCUAUUUCAUUCCUGGACCGUGAAUGGUUAUUGUCAUCGUAUACAACACGCCGACUGGUUUGGUGGCAAGGGUGUGGGCAUGUGUAGAAUACGAGUUGGUGAUCUCUAUGUACACGUUUACAAUGCUCAUUUACAUGCUGAAUAUAAUAUUAAAAAUGAUGAUUACUUGACACAUCGUGUUAUCCAAGCAUUUGAUACUGCUCAAUUUAUAGAGGCUACACGUUGGGAUGCGGCCGUACAAGUCUUGGCAGGGGAUUUAAAUACAAAACCAACGGAUAUUUGUUACAAAGUCCUACUCUAUACCUCCCAGAUGAAAGACUCCUGCAACUCUGAUACGAUCUCGACUAAUGAAAGUAAACAGAAUUCAUAUACCUCGAAAAAAGUUCUAGCUCGCAAUCCUAAAGGUUUUCGUAUCGAUCAUAUAUUCUUACGUUCUGCAGACAAAAUCAAAACAUCUAUAUUAGAAUAUAAAUUACCGCUGCCGGAUCGUGUGCCAGGAAAAAAAUUCAGUUAUUCUGAUCACGAAGGUGUACAGGUGCGUUUAAGAUUGCAACCGAAACAAGAUGGUGAUACAUGUUCCAUACAACAUAUAAAUGCCUGUCUAGAAGACGAGGAUGCAGAAAACACUAUGCGGGAUGUUAAAUUAACACCACCACAAACCCCGGUACUAACUAAUGGACAUUCCUCGGCAAUGCAUUCAGAAGGUGAAUGUCCCAGCGAUGAGCCACGAUUGCCGAAAAGUUUAGCCAUUAUCAAGGAAUCGAUUGAGUUGUGUGAGGCUCAUUUAAAGAAAUUAAAUACUGAUCGUAUUAUUUACUUUACAAUUGCUGCCAUACUCUUGGCUAGCCUCGUAGUAAUGGCUGAAUUUCCAGUGCCCGUUGGCUAUAAGACUUUAUAUUUAUUGCUCAAACUCUUAGUAUUUGCCAUUAUACUCUUCUGUAUAUUUAUGGGUUCCAUUUGGAAUCUAAUGGAACGUAAUGGUACCUUAUCGGGUAAAACUUCUAUGGAGAUUAAAUUACAAACUUCACAAUAUGUGAAUUUAAAACGAGAUUGACCACAAUUGUUAAAUUAUAUAAAGGCUACAAAUGUGAGCAGUGUAACAUCAUCAUUGCCGGCGUCAGUUAGUCGUACUAGUAGUACUGCUUCGAUAAAACCAACAACACCUUCCAUAAUGAUACCACCAACAUCAUUAAGUAAAGCUCAAUAAGCAUUUAAUAUUUAAUUAAUGAUAAUCAUUUAAAAAUAUUAUUAAAUAAUUCCCCAAAUGAAAUUAUUCUACAGCUUUUAAUAUCUUAAUUCCUUUAUAACCUUUUCCUGAUCCUUAUGUAUAUUAAAUUAAUAUCUUAUCUAGUUAAUUUCUCUUUUUUAAUUAAAAGUGCUUAAAUGUUUUAUUAUUAUUAUUAUUAUUCUUAAAACAAGAAUAAGUUUUUAUUAUUAUUAUUGCUUUCAUUUAAAUUAAAUUAAAUUUUCAAUAAAGUGCAAUUUUGUUUUCGUACCAUGUGCAUACAUUUUUUUGUUAAUUUGUUUUUUUUAUUAUUUUAAAUCUAAGUGUAAUCAAUAUGUAUUUUAUAACUAGAAGAUCUAUUAAUUUGCACUUAAAUUAUUACGCAAUUACUUUAAUUCAAUUUAUUUAAAUCUAUAAAUAAUUACUAUCAAUAUUGCAACAAUAUUAUAUACAUAUACAACGUAUAUUAUAUACAUAUACAUACAUAUUUAAAAUAUAUACAAUUAAAAGUAAUUUGAACUUUGUUCAAUAAUAAAAUAAAUAGUAAAUUUAACAUUG
This is a messenger RNA of Lucilia sericata (common green bottle fly), 2284 nucleotides long. RefSeq names its product putative neutral sphingomyelinase (gene nSMase). The transcript is spliced from 5 exons. Bases 233 to 1555 code for a protein of 440 amino acids. Lineage: Eukaryota; Metazoa; Arthropoda; Insecta; Diptera; Calliphoridae. Gene Ontology annotation, molecular function: sphingomyelin phosphodiesterase activity. The record is from RefSeq and is a predicted model, not a curated record. Gene Ontology annotation, cellular component: cytoplasm.